CAAGUUGAAGCAAGUCUUGAAAUUUCGUCUAAGAUUUUUGUUAUUAUAUUUUCAUUGUAACAAUUAAACAACUUGAUCAACAUUUAUUUUAGUACAUAUAGUUCUUUGAUGAAUGCAUUUUGGUCGAACGUUUUUUGGUUAAAUGUAUUGUAAACACUGUUACGUUUUCUCCUUGUUUUUAUCGUGUGUGAUAUUAUGUGACGCGUAAGCCAAGAACUGUAGAAAGAAAACAAUUUUUUACGUGUUGUGUCAUACUAUUUAAUAAGUUUGUGUGAGCAGAAAAACUACAUAAAUGCCUAAAGUCAAAACUAAAAUUAUGAAUUAUAACUGGCUGAGGAACAGAGAAUUAGGACAAAGACCUAAUCUAGGGUUUUCUGAUAAAUUUUCAAAGGGGUUAUAUUCUUCUCUGAAACCAUGUACUUCAUGGGAAUAUGGGGAAGACCCAAAUACCGCCAUGCACGGUGGUGUAUUCAAUUUGGAGUUUUCUCCAGAUGGCUCGCUGCUGGUGGCCGCCUGCGAGAAGAAGAGCAUCCUGAUGUUCGACCCCCUCUGCAGGAAGCUGAUCCACGCCGUGGAGGACGCGCACCGGGACUGCGUCAACUGCGUCAGGUUCCUGGACUCGCGCGUGUUCGCGACGUGCAGCGACGACAGCACCGUGGCGCUGUGGGACGCCCGCAACCUCAAGACCCAGAUCAGGACGCUCCACGGGCACUCCAACUGGGUCAAGAACGUGGAGUUCUCGCCCCGCGACGGCCUGCUGGUGUCGUCGGGGUUCGACGGCAGCAUCUACACCUGGGACAUCAACAGCUACACGGAGAAUGGUUUCGUCUACAAUAAAGUGUUUCAAACCAAUGGUCUGAUGCGAACACGCCUUACCCCAGAUGCAAGCAAAAUGGUUAUUUGUACGACCAGCGGUUACCUAAUUGUCAUCCAUAACUUGGAUCUGAACACAAUGGCUCAAGAUUUAGAUGGUUUCAAGCCCAACAUGUACCGCCUGAUGCAAAUCAGCCAGACGACGAUACCGCUCGCCGCGGAGAGCACGCACCUGUUCUCCCAGGAGCGCAAGACCAACAGGGUGGAGUUCCUGACGGACUUCCCCGCGGGGGACGAGGCGGAGGUGGUCUCCUCGCUGCAGAUCCACCCGCAGGGCUGGUGCGCGCUCAGCCGCAACAUCACCAACGACGAGAGCUCCGAGUGGACCUGCGUGCACGACAUUCAAGAUCGAGAAACACCGGACCCGUUUGAAGUGGAGAGCUCGGAGGGCAAGGCCUGCAAGCCUCCUCCGGAGCAAGUGCUGAGCGAGAGUGGCACCAACGCUUCGAGCGGGCUGGUGUCGGUGCCCAUCCAGACCUUCCACCCGGUGCACUCGGGCUCGGACCAGGCGCUGCGGGGGUUCUCGCCGGUGUCGAGCGGGCCCCACGCCCGCAGGACCCGGCCUCCCCGGGGGGAGGAGGGGGACCGGACCGCGCGGCGGCACGGCGCCGUCGGCGACACCUUCCAGCGCUUCUCCCCGUCCAACGUGGAGCUCCACGUGUCGUCGUCCGACGUGUGGGAGGCCCUGGUCGCGAUCCGGGACGCCCGGGUGCGACGGGAGCGGGAGCGCGAGCAGGAGCGCGAGCGGGAGCGCGAGAGGGAGCGCCGGUUCAACGUGCGGAUACGCUCCAGCCCGGACGCCGAGGAGGCGGAGCACCGGUCCGGCCGGCUGCGGAUCUUCGUGAGGCGGAACUACGCGAUACUGGACGGCUCCCCGGGGGAGGAGGCGGGCGACCGGGGCGUCCCGGCCCCGAGGCCGCCGGCGGGGGGGGGCGAGCGCCCGGGAGCGACGGACGCCCCCCGCACCUUCCUGCUGGUCAGCAGCCACUCCACGGCCGACCCCAACUCACACUUCUCCAUCUACAGGGCGUCGGCGACGCAGCCGCGGCUGCCGCCCGCCCCCGGGAACCCCGCCAUCCACCAGAACGCAAAGAGGCUCACGCACUACGUCGAGGAGCCCAACGUGGGCAAGGGCUUCAUCAAGGAGCUGUGCUUCUCGGCGGACGGGCGCCUGGUGUGCUCGCCCUUCGGCUACGGGGUGCGGCUGCUGGCGUUCUCGCCCGAGUGCGAGGAGCUGUCUGCCUGCGUGCCCGCCGCGCCGCCCGUCAAGCUCCAUGAGCUGGCCGCCAGCGUGUGCCACAAGGACAUCGUGGUGAGCACCAAGUUCUCCCCGCGGCACUGCCUACUGGUGUCGGGCUGCCUGAGCGGCCGCGUCGUGUGGCACCAGCCCGUGCUGUAGUCGCUCCGCAUUCACCACCCGCCCCGCCGCGUUUCCGUCUCUAUACUUACUACCUGUGAUAGCACUUUCUCGGUAUGUUUCUUUUGUUACGGAUGUACCUCACAGUGACAGAUGGGGUUGUGUUUUUCCACGUCAAUAUUUUUCAGUGCCAAGUUUAGACUUUUCAUUUUAAAUUUAGACUUUUUAUUGAUUUCCUCAUUCAUGCACCGUUUGUAAAUAGCAAAAAAAAAAAUACAUUUUUUUUUUCCUCACAGUUCUCUUGUGAGUUGGAUUGUUUGUUCAUUUCUUCCGUUGUGUCAAAUUUUAUGCCAAUCUGUUAUUGCUUUAAAAUUGUAAAUUUUGAAAAAUCAUGAAUCAUUUAUUUACUGAAUCUGCCAAGGAAUACUACUUCCUACAAGAAAGUUCCCACAGUUGUAGAAUUUGAUGUAUCUACUUUAUAUUCAUAUUUGUUUAAAAAAAUUUUAUCGUAAAUUUUGAUUCAAUUUUUGUAUUAUAGUAUUUUAUACUUUGAGGAGACUUAAAAGCUUAAAGUAAGCGUAGAAUGUAAAUUAAUAUAUAUAUAUAUAUAUAUAUAUAUUAAAAUAAAAUAAAUGUUUGGUAAAUAUGAUGCAGUGUUUUUUUUCCCCAUGUCUUGGACGUUUAAGCAAGUAUGCUACUGUUCUAAUAGGUAAUUUGGUAUGUUGGUUACUAAAUUGCAAGUUGCUGCCUUUCAUUUGUGAUUCAGUAAGAAAUUUUCCAAUUACAAGACGUUCUUCCAUAAAUUAUAUUAGUUGAGCAAUUCAUUUAAAUAUAUUUUAACAGCAUGCCGAAUAAUUUUAUCCUAGUGUUGUUUUACAAGAAUUACAAUUUUGGAAUGAGUUCACUGAGUUAUUAAAUUUUUUUUUUACAGAGGUUUUGAUUAAUGACUUAAGGGCACCAUCUGCGCGAGCACACAUUCUGUGUGGAGAGCUUUAGGAAAAACAACGCGACUUGAAAACUGCUCAAGAUAUCCGAGUGAGGUCUGUUUACAAAAAAGCAUUUAAAAUUUAUCUGAGGGCCGAUAAGCAGUUUUGUUUCCGGAUUAAGUUUUUAAACUGUAUUUUUAUAAAGAGUCAAAAUGGCUAAAAGGCAUGUUUUGAGAGUAAUUUUUGAGGCAUAAAACUACUGGUACAGAUUCUUGAAUCACAUAGGGGACUUGCAUCACACAUUUAUCUUUAUUUCUCGGCCAUAUAAUGUUACGGUCACCGCUCAUAUGCACUGGGAGAAGACUGCGCGCCAGUCCAGAGGAGACACCGCGCUAGAAGCACCAGCGAGCGUCGCGUUUAUCAUCCCGCUCCGCUGCCACAGAUACGCCCCUGAUGAGGUGGGCCCCUUAAGGUUUUUAACUCAAAAACACUCAAAGAAGUGAAGACAUGAAGAUUGAGUCUUGUAGCUUUUAUAGAGUUAUCUUCAACUUAAGUAUGCCUUCACAGUUUUUCGAAUAUCUUUUGUGAUACACAUACGACAUACAGUUAUAUUUUUUAUUAUUUAAUAAACAAUUGUUAAUGAUGAUGUACAGCCUAAGACGUAUAUAAUGUUAGUUUUUCAUAGCAUGCUAUUCGGAAAAAAAUAUUGAUUGAAUGAUGCUGUGUUUUUUUAUGUAAGCUACCGGAAUCAAACUACUUAUCAUUCAUUCUAGUACCUAUUUCUAUUGAAUUUAAAAUGAGAUUCAUGACAAUCUCAUUGGCAUUAGUAUUUAUAAAGUCUCUAAGUUUGCGCUGAAGUUUUGUUUGAAUAUUUAUGUUAAUCCAAUGUAUUUUUUCAAUUUUAUAGUUGCAUAGUACAUACUUGAGAUUUGAAGAUGACAUAGAGUUAGACCUUGAAAAGUAAUAUUGAUCAAAUGUGUGACUAUUUAUUCAAACCGAUUAUAAAAUUUUUUGUUUUUACUGUAGUAUGAUUUUUUUUUUUAAAUUCUAGAUGCUGUGUACAAACAAGUUAAUGACAUAAAAAUAUAUAUAGUUGAGAAAAAUAAAUACUGUGCAUGUCAUUC
This is a messenger RNA of Bacillus rossius redtenbacheri, 4280 nucleotides long. Its product is annotated as DDB1- and CUL4-associated factor 10. Gene Ontology annotation, cellular component: Cul4-RING E3 ubiquitin ligase complex. NCBI's taxonomy places the organism in Eukaryota, Metazoa, Arthropoda, Insecta, Phasmatodea, Bacillidae. Gene Ontology annotation, molecular function: protein binding. Bases 293 to 2272 code for a protein of 659 amino acids. The transcript is spliced from 6 exons. The record is from RefSeq and is a predicted model, not a curated record.